Molecule: messenger RNA, 1290 nt
Organism: Trichechus manatus latirostris (Florida manatee)
Lineage: Eukaryota; Metazoa; Chordata; Mammalia; Sirenia; Trichechidae
Product: signal-regulatory protein beta-1-like
Exons: 5
Coding region: 91-1290 (399 amino acids)
Biological process (GO): positive regulation of phagocytosis; positive regulation of T cell activation
Cellular component (GO): plasma membrane
Source: RefSeq, a predicted model, not a curated record
ACAGGAGAAAAGGCUGCAUCUCUCCCAGAAGAGCAGAUUCCAGGGCCUGCCCAGGGCAACACUGGCACAGAGCAAGCUCCAGGGACCACCAUGAUGCCCGUCCCUGCCACUGAGGCCCACCUGCCUCUGCCUUCCCUGCUGCUGCCUCUGCUGCUGGGACUCACGGGAGUGACAGGUCAGGAGGAGCUGCAGGUGAUUCAACGUGAGAAGUCGGUGUCGGUCGCAGCUGGAGAGGCGGUCACUCUGCCCUGUGUGGUCUCCUCUGUGCGUCCCGUGGGGCCCAUCCAGUGGUUCAGGGGGGCUGGGCCAGACCGGCAGUUAGUCUACAAUUUCAAAGGGGGCCUAGACCACUUAGGCCUCUUCCCCCGAGUGAUAAAUGUUUCAGACUACACAAAAGGUGACAACUUGGACUUUUCCAUCCGCAUCAUGGACGUGUCGACUGAGGAUUCUGGCACCUACUACUGUGUGAAGUUCAGGAAAGGGAGCCCUGAUGACGUAGAGUUUAAGUCUGGUCCAGGCACCUUGGUGACUGUGAAUGCUAAGCCCUCUCCUCCAGUGGUUUCUGGCCCCUCCAACAGGGUCAGUCCAGGCCAGAUAGUCAAUCUCAACUGCACAUCAACUGGCUUCUUUCCCAGAAGCAUCCAUCUGAAAUGGCUUGAAAAUGGCAUGGAGUUUCCAGCCCUUUGGACCCUAGUCCUCCCACCUGGGGACGCUUCCUCCUACACUGUCAUCAGCACCGCCGUAGUGACCCUCACCAUCUCCUCACUCUCCUCCCAGGUCACCUGCCAAGUGGAUCACAGUGAAUUGCAGAGCCCACUCCGUGGGCAUGUGAAUAUGUCCCAAUUCCUCCGAGUUAUGCCCACAGUGAGUGUAUCAGCACACCCCGUCCCAAGCCUCCAGGUGGCUAUCCUCAUCUGCCAUGUGCAAAGGUUCUACCCGAAAGGUGCACAAAUCACCUGGCUGAAGAGGAACCACAGCUUCAAGACCUGUGAGGCCCUUGCCCCCACCACAAACACAGAUGGCACUUUCAGCCAAGACAACCAUCUCCUGGUCAAGACCUCAGAACAGGAGGACAAGAGGCCGUUUACCUGCCAGGUGUGGCACAGUGCCCAGCCACCGGUUGAGGCCAGCAUGCAGCUGAGCGAGCUUAAAGACAAAGAGCAAACAAGUCUGGGCCCCAGAGCAUCCAGCUCCCUCUAUGAGAUGCUCCUCCUCCUUUGCUGGAAGUUGUUGCCCCUGACUAUGCUUUCAGCCCUCUAUGUAGUCAAGAGGACUCUCUCUUCCAGGUAA